Molecule: messenger RNA, 3400 nt
Organism: Ceratitis capitata (Mediterranean fruit fly)
Lineage: Eukaryota; Metazoa; Arthropoda; Insecta; Diptera; Tephritidae
Gene: Pmp70
Product: ATP-binding cassette sub-family D member 3
Exons: 11
Coding region: 502-2478 (658 amino acids)
Biological process (GO): very long-chain fatty acid catabolic process; long-chain fatty acid import into peroxisome; fatty acid beta-oxidation
Cellular component (GO): peroxisomal membrane
Molecular function (GO): ABC-type transporter activity; ATP binding; ATP hydrolysis activity
Source: RefSeq, a predicted model, not a curated record
GUAUAACAGUAUUACUGAUUCUACUUUAGUUGGAGCAAGUGGAUUUGGUGUCGAAGUGGAAUUAAUGUUGCGCAAAAUAAUAGAAUUCAAUUGAAUAAAUAAGUAGUAUUAUUAACUUAUUCAGCAGUUUUUACGUUCACCGAUUAACAUAAUAAAAGAGUAGCAAAAGUCAAUUUUAUUUUUUUUAUAAGUGCUUCAAACGCGACAAAAAGAGAAUCAAUUGAGUAAACUACAUGAUAAGUGAUGCGAAAUUUACUUGCCUACUGCUAAAAACAUUAAAGGCGGAAAUAAAAGAUAAGCAAAGCAAAGAAAUUUAUCAAGGUUCUUUCGCCAUUUGUGAGUUAUUAACACAUGCGAAAAGUUAAAACUCAUUAAAAAAAAAAAGGUGAACAUCAUAACCUGCUGCAGUGAGUGUCACGUUUGGUAUAAAAAAAGAGUGAAACAAAUUUAAGACAUUGCAAAAUUAUUUAUUUUUGCACAGUAACCAAUUAAAUCGGAGACAUGGCACCAGCGCUAAGUAAAAUAGCGCAAAAUCAGAGCGCCAUCGUGGGAGUGGCGGGUGUUUCGGCCGCUCUAUGGAUAAUUGCCUAUGGCAAAAUGUCCAGUAAACGUAGAAAACCGGGCUAUGAAGACAAAAUACAAUACACAAUUGCAGAGAAGAAAGAUAAAAAGAGCACAAAAGCUCACGUGAAUUCUGUAUUCUUCAAACAAUUAAGACAGUUAUUGCCUAUACUCGUGCCUCGCUUCUGGAGUGUAGAAACUGGUUUGUUGUUCUUAGUGGCUGCCGCGCUUAUCGGUCGUUCCGUCAGUGAUAUUUGGAUGAUACAGAAUGCCACAGUCGUGGAGAGCACAAUUAUACACAUGAAUAAAGAUAAAUUCAAAUCUGCGUUACUAAAAUAUCUAGCCGCAUUGCCGAUGAUUUCUGUUGUCACAAAUAUUCUCAAAUGGAGUUUGGGCGAAUUAAAAUUGAGAUUCCGAACAAAUUUAACACAUCAUCUGUAUAAUCAGUACCUGAGCGGUUACACAUAUUAUAAAAUGUCCAAUUUGGACAACAGAAUAGCGAACGCCGAUCAAUUACUUACCACAGACAUAGACAAGUUCUGUGAGAGCGCCACAGAUUUAUAUUCGAAUAUCAGUAAACCGGUGCUGGAUAUAUUCAUUUAUGUUUAUCGUUUAACUGUGAAUUUGGGCGGCAAGACUCCCUCAAUACUUAUGUUGUAUUUGCUCUUUGCCGGCAUUGUGCUCACACGACUACGUCGCCCCACCGGUCGUCUAACGGUAGAGGAACAAAAAUUGGAAGGUGAAUUCCGUUAUGUUAACAGUCGCCUGAUAACGAACUCUGAAGAGGUCGCCUUCUAUCAGGGCAACACACGUGAGAAACUUACGCUGCUGGCCAGCUAUUCGAAAUUACGUACACAUUUACGUAAAUUUUUGGAAUUCCGCGUUAGCAUGGGCAUUGUGGAUAAUAUUGUGGGAAAAUAUUUCGCGUCAAUUGUCGGAUUUUAUGCAGUAUCAAUUCCAUUCUUCACGGACAAUCAUCCUUUGCUGUCGGGCGAGCAGAGUGGUCAACGCUUGCAGGCCUAUUAUACCUAUGGUAGAAUGUUAGUAAAAUUAGCCGAGGCUAUUGGUCGCUUAGUGUUGGCCGGUCGCGAGAUGUCGCGCCUAGCAGGCUUUACGGCGCGCAUGACCGAGCUAAUUAAAGUGCUGAGCGACCUCAAUAAAGGGCGAUACGAGCGCACUAUGGUGAAUAAUUUAUUAAAUGGUGAUAAUUGCUUCGGACCCAACAAAGGCAUCAUGACAUUCGUGGAUAAUAUUAUACGUUUUGAAAAAGUGCCACUGGUAACACCAAACGGUGAUGUAUUGGUUAAGGAAUUAACCUUUGAGGUUAAAUCGGGCAUGAAUGUGUUGGUUUGCGGUCCAAAUGGCUGUGGUAAAUCUAGUCUAUUCCGUAUACUCGGCGAGCUGUGGCCAACAUGGGGUGGCAAAUUGACGAAACCACCACGUGGUAAACUUUUCUACAUACCGCAACGUCCAUAUAUGACAUUGGGUUCACUACGCGAUCAGAUAAUUUAUCCACACACUCGCGACGAAAUGCUACGCAGCGGCAAAAGCGAUGAAGAUCUUAUGAAAUAUUUAGACAUUGUACAGUUAACUUAUUUGGAGCAACGAGAGAAUGGUCUAAAUGCCAUUGAGGAUUGGAUCGAUGUACUGUCGGGUGGCGAGAAGCAACGUAUUGCCAUGGCGCGCCUCUUCUAUCACAGUCCACAAUUUGCUAUAUUAGACGAAUGCACCAGUGCGGUGUCCGUUGAUGUUGAGGGUAAAAUGUAUAGCUAUUGCCGUGAAGCGGGCAUAACAUUAUUCACAGUGUCACAUCGUAAAUCGUUGUGGACGCAUCACGACUAUUAUUUGCAAUUCGAUGGGCGUGGCAGUUAUGAAUUCGGACCAAUCGAUCAAGCGAAAGAGCAAUUUGGCUCGUAAAAAUAAAAAAAAUAAAAACAAAAAUAAAAAUAAAAACUUUAAAAUUAGUAAAAUCUAAAUGCAUUAAUUGUAAUGUAGAUAAUUUAAUAAUAAUAAUAACAAUAAAAACAACAACAAUAAAAAUAACACUUGACGUCAGUAAUAAUGCCAACAUUCACAAGGCAAAAACUUGUGUGCACUGAGUGGUCGAAAAGUGUGCUCUAGAGGCGUUAAAUUUCCACAUAAUUUUCAAAAUAUGAUGAAAAAAUUAUUAUCUUCAAUUCUCAUGUUUGGCCAAUAUUUGCGUCUUUUGAACAGCACAAGUUGUUUGCGCGUUAUUUCAAGUGUUCUGGUGUGAAAAUUAUAAAAUUAUUAUUAAUUUUAAUUUUUUUUUUUGCUCAUUAUUUCAAUGGUGAUCUUUUAUAGUAUAAAUUACACAUAUGUAUUGCAUGUAUAUAUGUAUAUUUUACUUUUAAUGCUUAAUAAUACAUAUUUGUGUUGCUUAAAUAAUUGUAGUUUAUUUUUCUCUUUCCUUACUCUCGCUUAACUAAGUUGUGUGUAUGAUGUUUGUAUAUGUAAAUUGGUGCUGGCGGUAAAAUGUAAAAGUGGAAAUAUAUAUUGAAUUGGAAAACUCUUUUAUUCAUUUCUUUUAGUAUUUAAUUUAAUUUAACCAUGUAGCAGUUAUAUGUAUGUAACAUAACAUAUUUCCAAAUAUCUACAUGCAUAUACAUAUUAUGCCACACACAUUAUAUAGUGAUUACUGUAAAAUGCUUGUAAUUAAAAAUAAUAUAAAACUUAAAAAAUUUACUACGAAAAUUAAAAUAAAAUGAAUAAAGCAAUUUAUUUGCUAUCCAACUACAUACAUAAACUUGUAUAUACGAAAAUCCGCAUACUUGUAUGAAUAUUGUAAAAAUGAAAAAGGAAUCAAAUUUAAAUAAAAAAU